AUGGUUACUAAACCCAGGCCUACGCGGGCUGAAUCUUCUGAUAUUGCUAAUGCAGUUCUAGAUGGUGCUGACGGUCUUGUUCUUACAAUGGAGACUUCGUGGGGCCGGUUUCCGUUGGAGUCCGUCAGUGUAGUUGAUCAUAUUUGCCGCGAGGCCGAGCGCGCAAUCUUUCACUACGAAACUCGAGAACAGCUCAAACAAUGCCGUCUUCUUCGAGGUAAAGCGUGUGGAGACAUUCGUGCAGUGACCGGUGGUUCUGCUGUUGAAGCCGCAGCCAGUUGCGGUGCAUCAGCAAUUUUCGUUGUUACUACAACCGGCGCAUCAGCCAUGUUUAUUGCGAUGUCUCGACCGCCGUGUUCCGUCGUCGCGGUUACUAUUGAUGCCUCUGUAGCUCGGCAUUGUUACGCCUACCGGGGCCUUCAUCCAUUCGUUUAUACUGGAACUUGUGAUGAAGACUGGGCGGUGGACAUUGAUAAUCGCAUCAACGCGGCCAUCGCACACGCACGCUGUACCGGUCUCGUGAAAGGUGGUGAUCGUAUUGUCGUGGUAACCGGCUCCGAUGCAACAAGCAGAAGUACCAACACCAUGCAGAUCUUUACACUGGAAGAGGAGCACUCUAAACUGCGCAUCAUAGGAUCUUCAAACGAAUUGACGACCACAGAAGCACGUCAAAGAUUAGCUGAACUCAGGAUAGCCCAACAGGGCGACACUUUCGGCGAAACAGGUUUUGACCAGAUGAGGCAGAUCCGUUACUCUCAGUCAAGACAACCUCGUUUCUCUGUCAUGCUGGGAAGUGGGAAAAAUGUAUUUGGUGGAGUCAAUGACAUACGUGUGCCCCUUUAG
Messenger RNA from Mesocestoides corti, 843 nucleotides. The record is from the annotation of a GenBank genome assembly. NCBI's taxonomy places the organism in Eukaryota, Metazoa, Platyhelminthes, Cestoda, Cyclophyllidea, Mesocestoididae.